This is a messenger RNA of Zalophus californianus (California sea lion), 1155 nucleotides long. It is a transcript of the gene TIMD4, whose product is annotated as T cell immunoglobulin and mucin domain containing 4. The record is from RefSeq and is a predicted model, not a curated record. NCBI's taxonomy places the organism in Eukaryota, Metazoa, Chordata, Mammalia, Carnivora, Otariidae. The transcript is spliced from 8 exons. Bases 47 to 1048 code for a protein of 333 amino acids.
GGCUUUGGACAGACAGACAGACUCCUGGGGCCUGCCAACCAUCAAAAUGUCCAAAGGGCCUUUUAUUCUCUGGCUGCUGAUUGAGCUUGGGCGGCUUUCUCUGACUUCACCUGCACCAGAGACUGUGAGAGCGUAUUUGGGUCAGACGGUGACUUUGCCCUGUAAGUACUCAUCCUGGUCUCACAGCAGGAACAGCAUGUGCUGGGGCAAGGGUGAGUGUCCUAAAUCCAAAUGCAGCGAGGAGCUUCUCCACACCAAUGGGAUGAGGGUAUUGUCCAGGAAGUCACCAAAAUAUGAUCUUCAGGGCAGUAUCUGGAGAGGCAAUGUCUCGUUGACCAUCUUCAACACCAAUGAAGGUGACAGCAGUAUGUACUGCUGCCGCAUAGAGGUCCCUGGCUGGUUCAAUGAUGUGAAGAAGAACAUUCGCCUGCAGUUGAGGAGAGCCCCAGCAACCAGGCAAUCAACAACGCGUCUCCCAACCACCACCACUGCUCUGACGACAGCCACAGCUGUGCUUCCAACAACAGCUAUGACUAUACCUGAGCUUACAACCAGAACACGACUUCAGACAAGAACCACCACUGCCCUCACAACAGUGGCAAUGACAUACCCUCCAGCAACAUCAACCUUUCUUUUUGAAGCCACCACAGUGCUUCCAACCACUGAGCUUUCCAUGGAAGGGCCCACCCUCACUGCAGAGUCCAAAGGUUGGUUUCUCCAGUCAACAUCCCAGGAGUCAACGUGGGAAAUGAGUGACUCAGUGACUUUUCCUCAGACAAGAGCAACGGAGACAGAAAUGCCUGUGCCAAAUGGAGUAGAAUCAGAACAGGUAAAAAUGGCCAUCAACUCCGACCUGCUAAUGAUCAUCGUUCCCUCCCUGGGAUUCGUGCUGUUGGUGUUGCUUGUGGCGUUUUUCCUUCGAGGGAAAGUCAUGAAAACCAGUUGGUUCCCGAAACACACAAGGCUAGACAAUGCUGGAGAAUGUAAAAACAACUUUGAUGACAUGCAGCAUGGAAGAGAAGACGAAGAUGGUCUUUUCACGCUCUAAUGUGCCACUUUUUCUCAGGAUUGAGGACGGGGCCAUGAUCCGGGAAUUGUCAAAAUAAGUCUUAGAAUGUGUUGUUUUGUUUUGUUUUUAAAGCCGCAUCUAUUCCA